AUGCUUUUCGUUACAAAUUUUUCUGUGACUAAUUUACAGGCCAUUGAAGUCGCUCAAAAAAUAAUAAAGAGACCCAAAAUAGAUCACAAUACAACAGACGUGAGAACUUCCCAAGACAAAAUUCCCGAUUCAACCCCAAUAGCAACUGGCGAUCAAAACGUGUGCGAGCAAGCAAAUGAAAUGCCUGCAAGAGGUAAACGAUAUACAAUGUGUCAUGUGUGGUUUGCAGGUGAAUCGCACACCAGAAAGCGAUUAUUUGCAGAAGGUGCUAUUGGCGUUCUUCCUCGGAACAGGUUCAAACAACAGAUAUAAAGCCCAAGAUGAUAAGAAGCACACCCAAGAUUGGAGUUACCUGAAAC
Dendronephthya gigantea is the source of this 359-nucleotide messenger RNA. RefSeq lists its product as uncharacterized. The transcript is spliced from 5 exons. The record is from RefSeq and is a predicted model, not a curated record. Bases 1 to 312 code for a protein of 103 amino acids. NCBI's taxonomy places the organism in Eukaryota, Metazoa, Cnidaria, Anthozoa, Malacalcyonacea, Nephtheidae.